UACGUACUUGGCAAGUCCGUACUUCAAGCACAGACUUGCGAGCACGCGAGUACGUACCAGCAUAGACAUCAUAUAGGUAGACGCCCCCUUCGGCCUUGGACGGCAUAAAUCGUCGGCGCCAUCUUGGUACGGGAGUUAUUUCGUCUUCGGAGUGAAGAUGCCUACUUCAUGCGCCGCUUGGGGCUGCACCACCGUCAGGACGAUUCAAACUAGAUCGCAAGGAAUUACCUUUCACAAGUUUCCCAAAGAGAAGCAGUUGAGGAGACAGUGGGAAGUGGCUGUGAAAAGGGAAGACUUUUCUGCCAAUGAGAGGUCAAUGCUCUGUAGCCAGCACUUUCAGCCUGAGGAUUUUGACCGGACAGGCCAAAUUGUCAGGCUCAGGGAUGGAACUAAACCAUCUGUGUUCAGUUUCCCAACACAUCUCAAAAGAAAAGUGCCAGCCAGGACUACACAAGCCUCAAGGAAGGCUGAAGCGAGCCUUGUAAUUGACUGUUCUUUACAAUCAUUACAAGUCACUGAACCUUCACCUACCUACCUUGAACACCCUUAUGCAUUGCCUCCAUCUCCCACUCUUCUCAAGACUAGACUCAGUGAAGCCCUGGCUAGGGUGGAGAGUCUUGAGAAAGAGAUGAGGAACUCAAAGGCCCGAGAGUGGAGGGCGAAGAAAACAGUGCGUUGUCUUCUGGAGGACCUCAGGGGGAAGAACCUCAUAAAUGAAGAGCUGCACGAGAGGAUUGACUUAUACUCAGAUCUUCCAAUAGGCCUCCUGUCCAAACAGGGCCACGAGUACACUAAAGAGCAGAGGGAGUUUGCCCUCACUCUCCACCUGCACGGGCCCAAAGCCUACUCUUACCUGAGAGAGUCUCUCCACCUCCACCUACCACAUCCACAUACAUUGCAAAGGUGGAUGAUCUCUGUGGAUUCCAAGCCUGGACUCAACACCAUGAUGCUGGACAUGUUGAGAUGAAAAAGAGAGGAAGAUCCAGUGAAGUAUGGACGUGUGGCGCUCAUGCUGGAUGGCAUGGCCAUCAGGAAACAUGUCCAGUACAGUCCACAUUCCCAGAAAAUGACCGGAUUUGUGGACAUGGGGGAUGGCCUAAACGAGACAGAUAUUGCCACUGAGGCUCUGGUUUUUAUGGUGGUUGGCCUACAAGGCGAUUGGAAGGCUCCAAUUGCCUACUACCUGACCAAGUCUCUGACGCCCGACACACAGAAGGUCCUGCUGGUACAUGCGCUGGAGGCCCUGCAUGAGCGUGGCAUCCGGGUCAUGUCCCUCACA
Messenger RNA from Gadus chalcogrammus (walleye pollock), 1279 nucleotides. Its product is annotated as THAP domain-containing protein 6-like. NCBI's taxonomy places the organism in Eukaryota, Metazoa, Chordata, Actinopteri, Gadiformes, Gadidae. The record is from RefSeq and is a predicted model, not a curated record. The coding region runs from base 158 to 967 and encodes 269 amino acids. The transcript is spliced from 6 exons.